Vigna umbellata (rice bean) is the source of this 1179-nucleotide messenger RNA. Lineage: Eukaryota; Viridiplantae; Streptophyta; Magnoliopsida; Fabales; Fabaceae. The record is from RefSeq and is a predicted model, not a curated record.
UCUUCUGCAGAGAUUGCUGCAAGGGAAACAAUAGAGCAGGUUAUGGCAGAUGCUCUUUCAAAGUGUGGUGCAAAACGAUCUUCAGUCCGAGCUGUUUGUUUGGCUGUAUCUGGUGUUAACCAUCCAACAGAUCAACAAAGAAUUCUCAAUUGGCUUAGGGAUAUAUUCCCAAGCCAUGUGAGGUUACAUGUUCUGAAUGAUGCUGUGGCUGCUCUGUCAAGUGGAACAAUGGGUAAACUUCAUGGAUGUGUACUGAUUUCUGGCACAGGGAGCAUUGCAUAUGGAUUUACUGAAGAUGGAAAAGAAGCAAGAGCAGCAGGUGCCGGACCUGUCCUAGGUGACUGGGGCAGUGCAUAUGGAAUAGCUGCAAAGGCGCUAACUGCAGUAGUAAGAGCUUAUGAUGGUCGUGGUCCAAGUACAAUGCUUGCAAGUAGUAUUUUGCAAAAACUUGGUCUUUCUUCUGCAGAAGAAAUAAUUGGAUGGACAUAUGCAGAUCCCUCCUGGGCCCGCAUUGCAGCCCUCGUUCCAAAUGUAGUGAUCUGUGCAGAGGCUGGGGAUGAGGUUGCAAAUAAUAUCUUACUAGAAUCUGUCCAAGAGCUAGCUUCAAGUGUCAAAGCUGUUGUAAAAAGACUUGGAUUGUCUGGUCAAGAUGGAAAGAGUGGCUUUCCCCUGGUGAUGGUUGGUGGUGUUCUGACAGCACAUAGGGGGAGCUGGGAUAUAGGAAAAGAAGUAAUUAACUGUAUUACCAAACAGUUUCCUGGGGUAAUUCCCAUUAGACCUAAGGUGGAGCCUGCUGUUGGUGCGGCAUGGUUAGCAUGGAAUUUUUUCAUGAAAGAAUGUCAUCACAAGGCUGAGAAUUGAUGUAAAGCAAGAAAAUAUAAUUCUUGAUGAUUAAAAGUGUAUAUUAGACAAGGACGAAAGUGUGGAUACCUAUGUGAUGCCAUGUAGUUUAUGUAUGAUCCAAUAUCUCUGCUGUUAUUGUUGUUUCGGUUCAUGGCACAUGGUAGGCUUAGUUCUUUGAGUCAUGAUUACCUUAGCUAAGGUGGUAACUGUGCUUGUGUAUAUAAUUUUUAGUGCCAUAAACAUGAUAGAGAAGUGUCUUCGUUGUCUUGUAGCUGCUGAUACUUUUUUCAUCAUGAAUUGUUUAGAGAAUGAAGAUGAGCAUUUUGGAACAGCCAA